AUGAACAAUGGAAGUUUGAUAGUUACCGACAUUGAUGCUGACACGGCAGACAAUUUGAAACUGUACAUGUGCAAAGUUCGUGGACGUAGAAAGCCGAGUAUUGCAUUUACGGUAGAGCUGGAGGAUGAACUACCCGUUGUGAAUGUAGAACCUAAGAAGCUUUCACUUGUACCUGGUGACACACUUCAACUGUCUUGCAAUCUCAGUGGUUCGCCCCUCACUACCAAGAUUGAAUGGACCAAAAAUGACCAGAAAAUCAUUCCGGAUGAAAUCGUACAAAUACUGCCCAACAAUACGCUUUUGAUUACAACCGCUGAGGAGUUUGACACCGGUUUGUAUAAAUGCAUAGCAAUCAGCCCUAUAGGCAGCGCAUAUGAUCAAGCAAAAGUGAUUGUGGAAGACCCUUCGCCGAUGCUUUCAGAAGCUUCAGAAGCAUACACUAUGAGAACGUCGCCUGAAGAAACUUCCGAGCAAGAAAGUUCGGGAGACACGAAUAAAAAUGAAGUUGACGUUACAGCCACCACCCAAGCUAUUCUUCAACCAACCACUGACAUUGCUGAAGACGAAAUUACUAUGUCAACGUCUCAUCCAGCCGUUACUCCUAUUACUCCUGAAGUUUUGAUAGUGACGACGCCGAUGACGACGUCUACUACCGCCUCCACCACCAUCUCCACCGCCUCCACCACCUCCACCACCUCCGCUACUACCACCACCUCCGCUGACACCACUACUACCAGUGUCACGUUGGUAACAACGGCUGAAGCACCUCUGACGGAGGGAUCCGGCGAUUACGAGUACACUGAUGGAGAUUCGGAACAUCUACAUUACGCUCUGGCAGAUGCUGACUCAAUGUGUCCACAUGGAACCCGUUACCAAGAUGGCCAAUGCAUAGGUCAGUCUGUUUUUUCCUUUGGUUGA
Cylicostephanus goldi is the source of this 918-nucleotide messenger RNA. NCBI's taxonomy places the organism in Eukaryota, Metazoa, Nematoda, Chromadorea, Rhabditida, Strongylidae. The record is from the annotation of a GenBank genome assembly.